Messenger RNA from Gamsiella multidivaricata, 314 nucleotides. RefSeq names its product ribosomal protein S14. The record is from RefSeq and is a predicted model, not a curated record. The transcript is spliced from 3 exons. Gene Ontology annotation, cellular component: cytosolic small ribosomal subunit; ribosome. NCBI's taxonomy places the organism in Eukaryota, Fungi, Mortierellomycota, Mortierellomycetes, Mortierellales, Mortierellaceae. Bases 1 to 171 code for a protein of 56 amino acids. Gene Ontology annotation, molecular function: zinc ion binding; structural constituent of ribosome. Gene Ontology annotation, biological process: translation.
AUGGCUCACAGCAACAUCUGGAACUCCCACCCCCGCGGUUACGGCAAGGGCUCCCGCGAGUGCCGUGUCUGCACUCACCCCGCUGGUUUGAUCCGCAAGUACGGCCUCAACAUCUGCCGUCAGUGCUUCCGUGAGAACUCUGCCGCCAUCGGUUUCACCAAGACCCGCUAAAUGCUACAUCGUUUUUAGAAACUACGGCAACCGUGUUCGCGCGUUCGCUGGAAUAAAAGAUUCGAUUUUCUAGCAUGUCCUUGUUUCCUGUUGUAGCACAAGACUUGUUGAUGAAUAAAUGUUCAAUGAACAUGUUUGCUAUA